Molecule: messenger RNA, 3536 nt
Organism: Micropterus salmoides (largemouth bass)
Lineage: Eukaryota; Metazoa; Chordata; Actinopteri; Centrarchiformes; Centrarchidae
Product: endothelin receptor type B-like
Exons: 8
Coding region: 366-1691 (441 amino acids)
Biological process (GO): enteric nervous system development; vasoconstriction; G protein-coupled receptor signaling pathway
Cellular component (GO): membrane
Molecular function (GO): endothelin receptor activity
Source: RefSeq, a predicted model, not a curated record
GUGCGUCAGAGCUCUACCAGAGCAGGGAGCGGAGGACCGUGGCGCACAGCGGGACACACUGGACACAUUGUGAACUUUCCCUGCUUUAACCACACAAAUAAAUCAUAAUUUUCAUAUAAAAGCAUCCGACUAAUUAGUGGAACUCUGCUGGAAUAUCGAUCGGAAAACUUUGGCUUUGACCACACAACACUGCGGUCCGGACAAACGAGCACAGAUUCAGACCCAUGCUGCCAGGUCCGGAGCAAGGCCUGUUGUGUGAAUGUGUGUAAGCGUGUGAAUAUGUAUGUGUGUGAGUGCCUUUGAGUGUGUAUUUUUAGACUGAGUGGGGGAACGUCUUACUGUGUGAGUGCCAGGCUCGUGCGAGGAUGAGGGCCGUCGCUCUGCUGUCUCUCCUGAUGGUCGCGGAGGUCGCAGCCUCUCGGUUUGUGCGCGACUCCCAGGCCGACCCCGAGGUGAUAGAACCCUCCAAGAACAACGCCUCCAUCCCGAUUCAGCCCCUACAGCCGGCUCGGCCACGGGGCUCCUUCCCCCCAAUGUGCAUAAAGCCCACAGAGAUCAAGCACACGUUCAAGUAUGUGAACACCAUCGUAUCCUGUCUGAUCUUUGUGGUGGGGAUCAUCGGCAACUCAUCACUGCUCAGGAUCAUAUAUAAGAACAAGUGUAUGAGGAACGGACCCAAUGUCCUGAUUGGCAGCCUGGCACUUGGGGACCUGCUUUAUAUUAUCAUCGCCAUACCCAUCAAUGUGUUUAAGGUGACCACAUUUAUCGUUUGUGUCUGUCUGUUUGUAUGUUUCCAGUGUUUCCUCUGUUUGUUGCAUGGGACCGAUGAUCUCUGCCAGUUAAUAGCCGAGGACUGGCCAUUUGGCGUGUAUGUCUGUAAGUUGAUGCCGUUCAUCCAGAAAGCUUCAGUGGGGAUCACCGUCCUCAGCCUGUGCGCCCUCAGUAUUGACCGUUACCAUGCAGUGACAUCAUGGAGCAGGGUGAAGGGGAUGGGGAUCCCUCUGUGGAAAGCAGUGGAGGUGACUCUGAUCUGGCUGGUUGCUGUGCUGCUCGCAGUCCCUGAGGCACUGGCAUUCGACAUGUUGGAGAUGCCGUACAGAGGCAACAAGCUGCGAGUGUGUCUGCUGCAUCCAGAACAGACCACCAGCUUUAUGAAGUUCUACCAGGAUGUGAAAGACUGGUGGCUGUUUGGCUUCUAUUUCUGCUUCCCGCUGGCCUGCACCGGAAUCUUCUACACGCUCAUGUCCAGUGAAAUGCUCAGUCGCAAAAAAGGCAUGCGCAUCGCACUCAAUGACCACAUGAAACAGAGGAGGGAAGUAGCGAAGACGGUGUUCUGCCUCGUGUUAAUUUUCGCUCUCUGCUGGCUGCCCCUUCAUCUCAGCCGUAUUCUGAAGAAAACUAUCUACAACCAAAAUGACCCCAACCGCUGUGAACUGCUCAGCUUCCUGUUAGUGAUGGAUUACAUCGGCAUCAACAUGGCCUCCCUAAACUCCUGCAUUAACCCGAUUGCCCUUUACUUUGUCAGCCAGAAAUUUAAAAACUGCUUCCAGUCCUGCCUGUGCUGCUGGUGCUACAGAACAUCUCCCCUGGAUGAGAGAGGUUCAGGAGGACGCUGGAAGGGCUCUUAUCACGUGAAUGGACUCGACCGCUCCAGCUCCCGCUCCAGUCAGAAAUACACAAGCUCUUCAUAGACACACACACACACACACACUCAUCACACACCUCUUCUCUGCAAAUCAGAUCCCAGUAAGGAGGGGAAAAUGGAGCAACUUCUACAGGACUCACAGCAGACUGAAAGAUCAAUCCCAAACAGAUGAACGACAUAACAGGACUGUAUCUUUUCAGGCUGUAAUACUAACUGCAAAAACUACGAUAAAACCAAGGCUACAUAAAUCUGCCGAGGCCUGUGCGGAGGACUAAAAGUCCCUUAGUGGACCAACAUGGUAAAUACAUUUCUAAAGAUUGGUUAUUAAAGCCACAUGUAAAUAAAUGUACAUGAUUAUCUACGUGCAGAUAGCAGACCUAUUUUAUGAUUAUAUCUAGCCUAAGUUCUUCAUGUUUGUAAAACAGCGCUGAUGAGUCCUGCCUGUUGAAGCUUUAAUACCUCUCGGGGAAAGAUAGAGGGAAACUGUGAGUUAUUUACAAAAAGCUUUAACUGUGCGUGCCUUUUUUUAAUAAAAAAUGCACGACUGUGCCUCUGCAUAUAAACAAAAUCAGUAGCUGAUUAUCUGACAAUCAACUGCAUUUUGUCACUGAACUCGUCAAUGCCCGCGAGACCUGGUGACAUCAUACAAGAGUAAAAUGGGCCCCACCACGUGCCUUACAUGUGGAGAGUGUAACAUUGGACGUCUUUUAUCUGGAAAUCAUUGCUGCUUUAAGUCAUGUGGAGGACAGCUGUUGUCUGAGAACACUGACAAAUACCAGAUGAUUCCCAUCACAAUUCGCAGAAGAGGUCUUUAUUAGUAAUAUUAUUAUUGCAGUAUUCAUGCGGCUGUAAGUGGUUUCCACUGUGAAUAAAGCCUUAACCUGUGUCUUACAAUGUAGCUUUUAUUUUUCUAAGAAAAUAUUACAAAACACAUUUGUUUUGACUUGUUUUAUCUUCCAGCAUAAGUUGUCCAUUUAUUAUUUCCAAAUAUCUCACCUCUAUCAGUGAGUGAUCAUGUUACAAAGAUGUCCCUUUGGCCAGAAAAUACACACGUACUCAGUAGUCACGCACUUAAGACAAAUCUUCUGAUGCCAAAACAUCAACAAACAACCCAAUUAUGGGCUCUUUAAAAGGUCAGACAUGAGAAGAAGCUGCAGGUUGUGCCAGAUAGUAAGGCAAGCUUAAUUCCAUCAGAAGACAUGGAUUGUGGAUUCUUAGAAUUAUCGUUUGGGGGAAAAUGAAUCAAAGUUUGAAUCAAACACUGGCAGUAGUGAGAGGCUAUACUGAUACAAGCACAAGAUGAAUCCAUUUUAUCUGGUGAUUUUCUUUGUCUCUCAGUACAUUGUGACUAAGAUAUGGCGUUGGAAAUAUUUUCCUAUAUCAAACCAAUAACCACAUGUGUCCUGAGAAACCAGACAAGGUGUUCACACUGCAGCAUUUAAAAUAGUCUUGAUUUAUGUAAUAUAAUAUAUAAAUGUUCUGACAAAAUAUUUCCUUUGCUCCUGUAGUAGAGUUUGCAAUGGUGCAAAUGUGACUCAUUCGCUCAACAUAUCUAUCUAUGUCAGGGGUGGCCAAACUUUUCUGUUUGUGGGCCAUGUACAGAAAAACAGAAGAAGUGAUCAAAUUCUGAAAUUUUUGGCAUUCACUCACUAUAUCAUGUCUUUUUAGUUCCGCCAUGUGCUUUUAGUACUGGAAGGUCUGAGCAGCUUUUGGACUGUCUUUCUAGAGGGACUAUAAGCUAAGACAUUUAGAAGUAGUUUGAGGUUGAAGAUAAAAUGUAAUAUGAAUACUGGCUGGUGUUUGCUGAGUAUGCUGUAAUAAAUAUUAUUUUAUAGCAUUUGUGUUGUUGGAUUUGAGUUAUGUAUUGAACAAUUAAAGUAUAGUGUAUGUA